Messenger RNA from Hyaloscypha bicolor E, 840 nucleotides. RefSeq lists its product as uncharacterized. The record is from RefSeq and is a predicted model, not a curated record. Bases 70 to 588 code for a protein of 172 amino acids. The transcript has 2 exons. Lineage: Eukaryota; Fungi; Ascomycota; Leotiomycetes; Helotiales; Hyaloscyphaceae.
GGCAACACAAUACCGACCUAUGCAAUCUUAUCUCAUGUAUGGGACCCUGAAGAAGUCUCUUUUCAGGAAAUGGUUGGCGAUCGGAAGUUGGCUGAGCGCAAGCAUGGUUUCCCCAAAAUUAGACGCAGCUGCGCACAAGCUCAGCGGGAUGGGUACCAGUAUAUCUGGAUCGACACCUGCUGUAUCGACAAAACCAGCUCUACCGAGCUAUCAGAAGCAAUAAACUCCAUGUAUGCUUGGUACAGGGAUUCAGCAGGCUGCUAUGUUCUGCUCGCAGAUGUAUACAACAGCAAAAAAAAAGGUCAUGACUUUUUUACGUCUCGCUGGUUCACACGCGGCUGGACGUUACAAGAGUUGCUAGCACCCACUCGACUUCAAUUUUUUGACAGAGACUGGAAAUCUUUUGGCACAAAAUUUGACCUGAUUGAUAAUAUUUCGACUAUCACCAAGAUAGAUCUUUACGCAUUGACGGGCGGUGACUUAUCGUGGCUGAGUGUCGCUCGGAGAAUCUCAUGGGAAUUUUUGCCAAGCCUGAACGACACGACUAGAAGAUAUGGCCUAUUGUUUGCUCGGAAUAUUCGCGAUUAACAUACCGCUAUUGUAUGGGGAGGGACAAAGGCAUUCCUUCGACUACAGGAAGAAAUAUUGAAGAUAACAGAUGACCAAUCGAUUUUUGCUUGGAGGGAUCCUACGGCCAAACCCUACCGGGAUGACUACCCUGAAGAAUGCAAUCCCCAAGGCCUAUUAGCUCCUUCCCCCGAACUUUUUCAAUACUCAAAGAGCAUUUCGCAAUUCUAUAUUGAAACACCAGAACCUGCGACCUCGACAUCCACAAACAAA